AUGGCUGUGUUUGUUGGUUGUAAAGCAGAAUCUCUCCCGUUCAAGUAUCUUGGUUUGACGGUUGGGGCAAACAUGAACCGGAUCGUCAACUGGAGACCGGUUUAUGACAUUUUCGAAAAGCCUCUUUCUCUAUGGAAGGCAUCCUUUCUGUCCAUAGGCGGAAGAGUCACUCUGAUCAGAGAUUUGCUGGAGAUUCACGAACAAGGAACUAGAUCAGCGUCGGAUCGUUUAAUCCUUCGCGGUAUCAUUAUUUCGGCCUACUGGGUAUUGUGGAAAGCUAGAAACAACAUAAGAUUCAACGGUAAGAGACGUAAUGUCGAAAAUCUUUUUAGUGAGGUUAGGGUGCUUAGUUUCUUUUGGCUUAAACACAGGGCUAGGAAAGUACAGUUGCUUUUAACUGCUUAUUAUGUAUUGAUUGCUAGCUCCAUGGGUUCUUACGGAUCUAAGCCAAAACAAGAAUGUAUCAUGAUGGAAGAUACUGAUACGAAAGAACCUGAAAACAACGUAAACAGUUUGGUCACCGAGGUUUUUUCUUGGUCUCUUAGUGAUGUUCUUAACAGAAAUCUCUACAAUGGCAAGGUAUCGGAGAUUCCGAAGACAUUUUCUUCGGUAUCUGACUAUAUAAACUCAUUCAACUAUCCACUUUUUGAGGAGACACAUGAAGACCUUCGUUCCAAGAUCCUAGGAGUCAACCGUUCUCCUACGUUAGAGAUUUCUGGAGUAGAGCCAGCUAAAGGUUUUGUACCUGAAAAACAUCUAUUUUACACCGUCUAUUAUAAAAGAGGCCAAGGAUCUUAUGAACCUGUGGUUGGAGAUCUUAUCGCGCUGACUGAUGUAAGACCAAAAUGUGUUGAUGAUCUCCAGAGGCCAAACAUGUCUUACCUUGUAGCUAUGGUUCAACCCAUGAAGGAGAAAAGUUCAUUGUGUAAACUUCGAAUUUUAUCAUCAAAACCAAUUACUGGGAAUGAUGGUAGACAUUUUAUUGUGUAUCUUACAAACUUGACAACAAAUGAACGUAUUUCGCGAUCACUUUACUACCCGGGAGGAGAGAAAAAGAAGAUGUUUGAAACAUUGCUGAGAGUUGAUUCAUCUGUUGAAGAAAGUUGUUUUGAAUGUUCUCUUGAUGAAACUAGAGACUUGCUUUCAUUAGAGAUGAAGGAAUAUCUCGAAUCUUUUCAGCUUGAUAGCUCACAAGAGGCUGCUGUUUUGAGCUGUGCUGCUUUAAGAUAUUGUGAUCACAAGAAUACCAUAAAACUAAUCUGGGGUCCUCCAGGAACUGGAAAGACAAAAACAAUCAGUUCAUUGUUAUUCAUGUUGCUGAGGAUGAAAUGUAGAACACUAACAUGUGCUCCUACAAAUAUUGCGGUUUUAGGAGUUACUAAAAAAGUUUUGACCUUAGUGAGGGACUCUAUGGUAUAUGAUACUUAUGGUUUAGGAGACAUAGUUUUGUUUGGGAAUAAAGAACGGAUGAAGAUAGACGAAUGUGAAGGCCUUUCUGAUAUAUUCUUAAAUUCACGUGUCAAGAUUCUUGCUGCAUGUUUAGCUCCAUUGUCAGGUUGGAAAGGUAGCAGUGAGUGGAUGAUUCGUUUUCUUGAGGAUCCUGAGGAACAGUACAGGUUGUACUUGAAGGAAAAGGUAAUAACUGAUGAAGGUGAUGAUGAGAAAGAUGACAGCGGUGUUGAAGAUGAUGAUGACGACAAUUUUCAAUAUGAAAAAGAGAAGUCGAGUGACUCGCAUAUGAAUAGAGCAUUGAAAGCUAAGAAUUGGAAGACAGUCAUUGUAAGUACUUUGAAAGAUGAAAAGAAAGGUAGAAAUAACAAGGUAACAAAUGAAGAUAAAACUAAGCAGUCUUCAAAGCAAGAGUCUGACAAAAAGAAUUGUAAACAUGGCGAACUUUUGAGUUUUGAGGAGUUUGUGACGAACGGGUUCGACUUUCUUGGAAAUCAUUUAAUAUCUUGUAUGGAAGGCUUGUACACACAUAUGCCAACAGCUUUCAUUUCAGUAGAGGUUGCAAAAGAAAUGGUUGCACUCAUUGGUUCUCUUAAGUGUAUCAGUAAAUCAUUAAAACAAAGAGUUGCAUCAAAAGUGGUUUUAAAAGAAGCCUUCAGAUUCCCGUGUUCAAAACUCAGAUACCUUCAACAGAAACUGCAAUUUCCAGAUUUAAAGGAAUAUUAUGAAAUUAGGAGAUUCUGUUUGGUAAAUGCUUGUUUGAUAUUUUGCACGGCAUCAAGCUCCAUUAACGUGAAGACAUCUGAAUCAAAUCCUUUGAAAUUUCUUGUGAUCGAUGAGGCUGCUCAGUUAAAAGAAUGUGAAUCUGUUAUACCUUUGCAGCUUAACGGUCUACGCCAUGUUAUUCUUGUUGGGGAUGAAAGACAACUUCCUGCCAUGGUUCAAAGCAAGAUUUGUGAGGAGGCUGAAUUUGGAAGGAGCUUAUUUGAGAGGCUUGUUUUACUCGGUCAUAAAAAGCAUCUUCUAAAUGUUCAGUACAGAAUGCAUCCAUCCAUAAGCCAGUUCCCAAAUAGGGAAUUUUAUAACCAAAAUAUACUGGAUGGUGCGAAUGUCAAGAGCAAGACUUACGGGAAGCGUUUUCUUGAUGGAAAUAUGUAUGGAUCGUACUCAUUUAUAAAUGUAACUUCUGCUAAAGAGGAGUUUGAUCAGAGCCAUAGCAUGAAAAAUGUCAUGGAAGUGGCUCUUGUUGGUGAUGUUGUUGCAAGUCUUUUUAAACAAGCUGUUGCAAGAAAACAAAAGGUAAGUGUUGGUUGCAUAUCACCAUAUAAGGCUCAAGUAAAUGCAUUACAAGAGAAGAUUGGCACAAAGUACACAGGUUAUGAGCGUUACUUCACUGUGAAUGUCCGGUCAGUUGAUGGAUUUCAAGGGAGUGAGGAGGAUGUAAUUAUUAUAUCCACAGUUAGAUGUAAUAGCAAAGGAUCAGUUGGUUUUCUUUCAAACCAUCAGAGAACAAAUGUGGCAUUGACACGAGCCAGAUAUUGUUUGUGGAUAUUGGGGAAUGAAUCAACUCUGGUGAAUAGUGGAACUAUUUGGAAGCAUUUAGUUGUUGAUGCUAAGAAUCGUGGCUGUUUCUACAACGCUAGCGAAGACAGAAACUUGGUUCAAGCUGCUUGGAGUGCUUUGGUUGAACUUGGCCAACUUGAUAAAUUAUUCAACACGGAUUCAUUACUUUCUAGCGAAGCCAAAUGGCAGGUGAAGUUUAGUGACACAUUCUUGAAAACAGUUGCAAGCCUCACUGACCAUGAGAUUUGUGACAAAGUGGUUUCUUUACUGCUCAAACUUUCGGGUGGUUGGCGUGAACUAGAAACGGUGGGAAACUCUGAAGUUAAAGUAGAAGGAAGUUGUAUGCUUCUUGAGGACUAUAAGGUUACACAAGACUUGCAUUUGAUUUGGGCAGUUGAUAUUGUAGUACAAGAUUCUGUUUGCGUCCAAGUGUUGAAGGUGUGGGAUGUUUUACCUGCCACCAAGUUUGAAGAACUGUCCAAGAUGUUAAUGGAAAAGGUUUAUGGGAAUUAUACUGUAAAUAUGAUGAACCGCUGCAAGGAAAGAUGCGUUCAAGGAAAUUUGGUGCUUCCAAUUACGUGGCCUAUGAACUCAGACAUGGAUCAAAGUUGGUCAUUAGCGAAGCAUCUAGCUGCAUUGAGCUUGAGUAACCAGCCUACAUCUUCAUCAUCAUCAAGAGCAUCAAGUGACUGGAGAUUUGGUAAAAGGAAACCUAACAGGUAUGGUGAUUCAAGGUCUCAUGGAAGGGGGAACAGGUGGUAA
This is a messenger RNA of Helianthus annuus (common sunflower), 3774 nucleotides long. RefSeq lists its product as uncharacterized. The coding region runs from base 1 to 3774 and encodes 1257 amino acids. The transcript is spliced from 11 exons. The record is from RefSeq and is a predicted model, not a curated record. NCBI's taxonomy places the organism in Eukaryota, Viridiplantae, Streptophyta, Magnoliopsida, Asterales, Asteraceae. Gene Ontology annotation, molecular function: helicase activity.